AUGACUGCAGUUUUGGAUCCUUUUAGGCCGUUCUCUGCUGAACUGUAUACAAUCAGACGGCUGAACUCCAGUCUGUACCGGUCUGCUGGUAGAGAUGGACGGGAACCUGGAUGUGUAAACUCUUCUGCUCAGCAUACCUCCUUGGCCCCCCACCGAGAGGACAUCCCCCUGCUGGACCCAUCUUGCGGGCAGCUGAGUGCUGGAGCAGAGGUGGCUCUGGGGGUGAAAGGACGACAGAAAUUUAUAGAUUUCCAUCAUGUGGCCUCUGGUCUGAGGGUACCCCCAGAUUUCAGAGAGAGGCCACAAACAACACCAAAUUCCUUUGGUAUCUGCAUGGACCUGAGCGAAGACAAGGCCUGGAACUCCAGGAGGAUCCCAGAUGCAGCCAUAAGAGCGAGGCUCAGUGCUUCAGACUCGCUGAAGACAUCAAUGUUUUCCAGCAGUUUUCCUGAUAAACACACUGGAGCUAAGGAUGCCCUCUCUUCUGAUCUGAGAUUGUGGACAGACAACUCACUGGCAGUCAGACGCUUCAGAUACACUUCUGCAACCCAGAGGAGUUAUGAGGAAGUUGAUUGGGAUUCAAAAUUGCCCCGAAGCUUUAAGGCACCAGCAACAACCAGGGAGAAAAUGGCCGACCCAGUGAGUGAGCAUCCAUCAUCGAGACGCUACAAUAGCCAACCUCAGCUGUGGCAGUCUAUUGGAGCCGAGUGGAGCAGACAGCAGCUUCGAUCGAGGAAUGAUGCCAGGAAACCCAUAUCAUUUGGUAAAAUUGGCUCUCAAAACAUGGAUAACAUUGACAACAUGGAGGAAGACUUUCACCCCCUGACCCUUAAGAGGAGCAUUGUGCCCCCGUACACCCCUACAGCACACCGAACCACCAUCCCUGGCUACACGGGUAAAGCUGUGCAGGCUCACUUGGCUGAUGAUGCUGCCGGCUCUGUCUGCAGUUGGGCCCCAGUUGAGCGAACUUUACCGGCUUUUGGAGCAGGCAGCUCCAGAUGGCUGAAUCCAGAGCAGCUCGUGGUAAUCGUGGUUUUCACAACCCAGAUCCAUUUUCCUGGAGCCUGA
This is a messenger RNA of Scomber japonicus (chub mackerel), 1068 nucleotides long. Its product is annotated as spermatogenesis-associated protein 48. The transcript has 8 exons. The record is from RefSeq and is a predicted model, not a curated record. Lineage: Eukaryota; Metazoa; Chordata; Actinopteri; Scombriformes; Scombridae. The coding region runs from base 1 to 1068 and encodes 355 amino acids.